UGGAACUGUCUCUUUUCUUGCUCUUGUGCCUGACUCUUCUUUUUCUUGGAGGGAUAUAUCAGAAUUUCCGAAGAAUGGAUAUCCCUCCAGAUUGCAAUGAACCAUUCAAACUAUCAUUCUUUGGGCUUAUGGUAAAUGCUACGUUUUGUGUGGGUUCUAUUUUGGAGACAUUGGGAAUCUGUAAACAAAUGACGUUUGUUCGAAACUUGAUAUCUCUACUUGUAUUAAAGAAAGACCCAACACUGCAUAUCCGGGAUGCACAGUUUGGUCACGUUCCUGUACGAAUUUAUGAGCCAAAAAGUUCAUCCUCUGAGAAAAGAAGAUGUGUAAUUUUCUUCCAUGGAGGCCUUUGCAUGUUUGGGACAACUAAAUGUUACUCAUAUGUGUGCAGGACAAUUGCCCGAGAGAGUGAAUCGAUUGUUAUAGACAUUGAAUACCGUUUAGCUCCAGCGCACCCAUUCCCAGCCCAGAAAAUCGACUGCAUCACAGUCCUAGAACAUAUUCAAAAAGAAGCAGAAAAUUAUGGAGUGGACCCCAACCGCAUUAUCCUUGCAGGUGACAGCAGUGGAGGAACAAUGGCCGCAGCAGUUUGUCACAUUCUGGUGGCUAUGAAGGAUGUCGUAAAGCCCAGAGCUCAGGUUUUGAUCUAUCCACUCCUCCAAUCGUUGGACUUCAGUUUGCCUUCCUAUCAGCAAAACAAAUCUAUCCCCAUGUUGUACAGAAAACGGGCUGUUAAACUUGGUGUCAAAUAUAUAACCGAAGAUACUGUAGAUUUCGAUAGCAUUAUAAAUGGCGCCCAUGUUCCCGAUGAGCUGAGAGUGAGGUAUAGGAAGUGGAUUAGUGCUCAUCACAUUCCAGAUGAGUUUAAGGUCAGAGGCUACGUGCCACUGGAGCCUGCUCCAUUUUCCAAGAAACUUUACGAAGUCUGCAAGAUAACAUUCCAGGCAGAUUUUUCCCCUCUUUUAGUUGAAGAUGGCAUCAUACGCCAGGUCCCCGAGACUUUGCUUUUGACUUGCGAGUAUGACGUUCUUAGGGAUGAUGGGCUGUUGUACAAGAAACGGCUAGAAGACAAUGGCGUGCCAGUGACUUGGCUUCACCUAAAAAACGGAUUCCAUGGAAUCAUGUUUGAAGGCGAUAAGAUGCCCUUUUCAUUCAAAGAUGCAAAACCUGCAUGGGAAAGCAUAGCAAGUUUCAUUAAAAAGUUCUAAAAUGGAAAUCUUUACAUAAAACUAUCAGUGAAUAAACACAACAUGCAAUACUGCAUGACA
Eublepharis macularius is the source of this 1268-nucleotide messenger RNA. RefSeq names its product arylacetamide deacetylase-like 4. The record is from RefSeq and is a predicted model, not a curated record. Lineage: Eukaryota; Metazoa; Chordata; Lepidosauria; Squamata; Eublepharidae. Gene Ontology annotation, cellular component: membrane. Bases 75 to 1208 code for a protein of 377 amino acids. Gene Ontology annotation, molecular function: carboxylic ester hydrolase activity. The transcript is spliced from 4 exons.